AUGGCUGACUGCAGAUGGGCCAUGUGGCAGCCAGUGAGCACUGGUGAUGAGGUAAUGAACGUGAAGGGCUCAGCCCCAACCCCGGCUCAGCACAAAGUGGCUGACUGGCUGUCUGUCUGCUGCACCUUGGUUGCUGUGGGCCUGGAGCUCCUGACCAGGAGCCAUGGUCCCAGCCGAGAGUGGCCUGCUCCGGCUGCUGGCCAUAGGAAUGUGUCCCAGCAGUGCAUGGUAGGCCAGGGGGCAGGUUGGGGCCUGGUGCAGGACUGGCUCCCCUACCUAUGGCGCCUGGCCACAGCCAGGAUGGAGGAUGGCCACACGCUCUUCGACUACGACGUGCGCCUGAACGACACGAUUCAGCUGCUGGUGCGGCAGAGCCUGGUGCUGCCGCCCAGCGCCAAGGAGAGGGACUCAGAGCUCUCUGACACUGACUCGGGCUGCUGCCUGGGCCAGAGUGAGUCAGACAAGUCUUCCACGCACGGUGAAGCAGCUGCCGACCCUGAUGACAAGGCUGGCCUGGAUGACAAGGACGCGUGGGAUGAGACUGACCUGGGGCUAUACAAGGUGAAUGAGUAUGUGGACGCCCGUGACACCAGCAUGGGCGCAUGGUUUGAGGCGCAGGUCGUGAGGGUGCUGAGAAAGACUCCCUCUCCGGACGAGCCCUGCAGCUCCACGGCCAGCUCGACACCGGAGGAAGGAAUCAUUUACCGCGUGAAAUACGACGACUACCCUGAGAAUGGAGUGGUCAGCAUCAACCCGAGGGAUGUGCGUGCGCGUGCCCGCACCCUGCUCAAAUGGCAGGAGCUGGAAGUGGGCCAGGUGGUGAUGCUUAACUACAACCCCGACCACCCCAAGGAGCGCGGCUUCUGGUACGACGCAGAGAUCUGCAGGAAGCGCGAGACCAGGACGGCGCGGGAGCUCUACGCCAACGUCAGGCUCGGGGAUGAUUCUCUCAAUGACUGUCGGAUUGUCUUUGUGGAUGAAGUCUUCAAGAUCGAGCGCCCAGGCGAAGGGAGCCCUGUGGUGGAAAACCCCAUGCGACGGAAGAGCGGCCCUUCCUGCAAGUACUGCAAGGACGACCCAAACAAGCUGUGCCGCAUUUGUGCCUGUCACCUGUGCGGGGGCCGGGAGGCACCAGACAAGCAGCUUAUGUGUGACGAGUGUGACAUGGCGUACCACCUAUACUGCCUCUGCCCACCCCUCAGCAGCGUCCCCACUGAGGCCGAGUGGUACUGCCCUGACUGUCGGAACGAUGCCAGUGAAGUGGUGCUGGCAGGGGAGAGGCUGAGAGAGAGCAAGAAGAAGGCGAAGAUGGCUUCGGCCACAUCAUCCUCACAGCGGGAUUGGGGCAAGGGCAUGGCGUGUGUGGGCCGCACGAAGGAAUGCACCAUCGUCCCGUCCAACCACUAUGGCCCCAUCCCAGGGGUCCCUGUGGGUACCAUGUGGCGGUUCCGGGUCCAGGUCAGCGAAUCGGGUGUCCACCGGCCUCAUGUGGCGGGUAUCCAUGGCAGGAGCAAUGACGGGGCAUACUCCCUGGUCCUGGCCGGUGGCUACGAGGAUGACGUGGAUCAUGGGAACUUUUUCACAUACACGGGCAGCGGAGGUAGAGACCUUUCUGGCAACAAGCGGACCGCUGAGCAGUCAUGCGACCAGAAGCUCACCAACACCAACAGGGCGCUGGCUCUCAACUGCUCCGCGCCCAUCAAUGACAAGAAGGGGGCCGAGGCCAAGGACUGGCGGUCGGGCAAGCCGGUGAGGGUGGUGCGGAACAUGAAGGGCGGCAAACACAGCAAGUACGCGCCGGCCGAGGGCAACCGCUACGACGGGAUCUACAAGGUGGUGAAGUACUGGCCCGAGAAGGGCAAGUCUGGCUUCCUCGUGUGGCGCUACCUGCUGCGGAGGGACGACGACGAGCCUGGGCCCUGGACCAAGGAGGGCAAGGAUCGGAUCAAGAGACUGGGGCUCACCAUGCAGUACCCAGAAGGCUACCUGGAAGCCCUUGCCAACAGGGAGAAGGAGAAGGAGAAGGAGAAGGAGAACAGCCGAAAUAUGGCACUCUCGUCCCCCAGUGCUGGCAAGGGCAAGUGGAAGCGGAAGUCCGUAGGCCAGGCCAGCCCCGCCGCCUGGGCCACCAAGAAGACCAAGCUGGAGCCCUACAGCCUCACAGCCCAGCAGAGCAGCCUUAUCAAGGAGGAUAGGAGCAAUGCCAAGCUGUGGAAUGAGGUCCUCAAGUCACUCAAGGAUGGCCCGCUGCAGGUGUUCCUGAGUAAAGUGGAGGAGGCCUUCCAGUGCAUCUGCUGUCAGGAGCUGGUGUUCCGGCCCGUCACCACCGUGUGCCAGCACAAUGUGUGUAAGGAUUGUCUGGACAGGUCCUUCCGGGCCCAGGUGUUCAGCUGUCCAGCCUGUCGCUAUGACCUUGGCCGCAGCUACGUCACGCAGGUGAACCAGCCGCUGCAAACCAUCCUCAACCAGCUGUUCCCUGGCUACGGCAACGGCCGGUGA
This is a messenger RNA of Castor canadensis (American beaver), 2499 nucleotides long. The record is from RefSeq and is a predicted model, not a curated record. NCBI's taxonomy places the organism in Eukaryota, Metazoa, Chordata, Mammalia, Rodentia, Castoridae.